AUGGCAGAAGAUCUUGAAAAGUUACCAAAUGGUAGAAUUACAAAUGAUUACCUCAGAAAGUUGUGUAAAAGCAAGGGUGGAUACAUGACCGAACACUUAAAUGAUAAACUCUACCUACAACAUAAGGGUGUGUCAAAAAUUGAAAAUUUGGAAAAGUUUACCGGAGUGAAGGUUCUUUGGUUGGAAUCCAAUGCUAUUCAUGAAAUUCAAGGAUUGGAGGAAAAUAAGGAAAUCUCUUGUUUAUAUCUUCAUGAAAAUUGUAUUGAGGAAAUUAAAGGAAUUUUCCAUUGCACAAAGCUUCAUACACUGAAUUUGUCUUCAAACUUUAUUACACAUAUUCCGGAAGAGUUGGGACUGAACUGUACAAAUAUUCAAACAUUGGAUUUGAGCACAAAUGCAUUGAAAACAAUUGAUUCUGUGAGAGGUCUUCGUUAUUUAACAUCAUUGAACAUUUUAGAUCUGAGUAAAAACAAAUUGUUUGAGGAGUUGACCAAUGGAAUGGACUAUGAGCAAACAAUUGAGGAAUUUUUAACUAUUCUCAAAUCAAUCAAGGAUUUAAGAUUAUUGAGACUGGAGGGAAAUGAAAUGCUUAAGAAGAUUCCUAAUUAUAGAAAGAAGAUCAUUGGAAGUUUACCAAGUUUGACCUAUCUGGAUAGUAUGCCAAUUUUUGAUGAUGAAAGAAGAACAGUGACUGCUUGGAUGAAAGGAGGCCUUGAUGCUGAAAGAGAGGAACGAAAGAUAAUGGCUCAAGAAAAGAAAGAUAAAGAGAGAAGAAAUUUUGAAGCAUUUGAACAAUUAAUCCAACAAUCAAAGAAGGAAGAAAAGGAGAAGGAAUCAAAAAUUGAGAGGGAACAAGUCGAAAAGAAGGUUGAAGAACAAAAAGAAGAGGAGGAAUUAGAAAUAAUUGAAGAUGUUCCUAUCCGACACAUGUCAUGCCAGAUUGAAGAGUUAGUUCUUGAGGAUAUCACAAACGAGGAAGACACACAAGAAACAAAACAAGAUUUAAUUUCGAGCCCUCAAAAUUUGGCAACCCAAGAGGUCUCUAAGGCUCAAGAAAUAGUGGUGAACAUGUCUGAAGAGACUGUUGGUGACAGCUUAUUUGAUAUUGAGUAA
This is a messenger RNA of Naegleria gruberi, 1113 nucleotides long. RefSeq lists its product as uncharacterized. The transcript has a single exon. The coding region runs from base 1 to 1113 and encodes 370 amino acids. Gene Ontology annotation, molecular function: protein binding. The record is from RefSeq and is a predicted model, not a curated record. Lineage: Eukaryota; Heterolobosea; Eutetramitea; Acrasida; Naegleriidae.